AUGGUGUCACGCGUGCUCACAGUGGGCGAUGGAGACUUGUCAUUUUCCUUGGCCUUAUCCCGAGCAUUUGGAGAAGCACUGCAGACUACUGCAACUACAUGGCUCACGUGUGAAGAACUUUGCAGUCGGUACGAGUCUGCCGGAAGCACGAGGGAGGAGCUUCUUUCAUCUGGAGUGUGUGUUCUUCACCGGGUGGAUGCAUGCAACCUCCAGUUGGCGGAACUUGGGUGCGCUGCUUCUCCCUUCGAUGUGGUGAUUUUCAACUUUCCUCAUUUGGGAGACGUCGCAGAAGACUGCCAUAGCCCAGCAAGCGAGCACGUGAAACAGCACCAGGCGUUGCUGGCGCACUUCCUUCACUCUGCGAGCUCGGUCACCUCGGAAGUGCACCUGACCCUCUGUGGCGAGCAGGCCAGCCUGUGGGACCUUCAUGGUGCUGCUGAACGGCUGGGCUGGAAGGAGUCUCGGAGGUAUGCUCCAAUUGCGGUCGAAGAUUUUGCUGUGGGGAGGCUGGCCAGCUUGGUUGCUGUUCCGGCCGAGCCCACUUGGAGAUGCAGAAGAAAGUGGCGAAACGGCUCCUUGGGUUUUGUCCAUUGGGCAUCGCGGUAUGGCUAUGAACACCGACGCCACGAAAGUGAGCAGCUUAUGAACAUCGGCAAUUGCACAACUUUUGUGUUCCAAACCUCUGAUGCUGGUAAAGCACCAUGCACCUUGGCUGAUGCACAUGCUGUGCAGCAUCAGUGUAAAAUCUGCGGGCAAGAGUGCCAGGAUGGUGAGACUUUGGCCCAACACUUGCUUCUGCCCGCAUCACCAGCGGCUUCAGCACAAAUCCAGGUGUGCCAAAGGUGUUCCAAAGCCUUUUCCUCCCAACGUGCCUUGCAGCAGCACGUUGCCUCAUGUGGCUCAAUCCAGGCUAAGGCGGCUAAGGAGAAAGACUUGAAACAGGGCAACGGGUAUGUUGGAGAUGCAGGGAUGGGGCUGGUGGUCUCUGUUGAUGUUGUGGUGGAGUUGGAAGGUGAGCGACUUCUACAUUUUGCACGUCAAAUGGACACUUUAAGGAAACAUCUUUCCACAAAGUCUUCAGCGAAGCGAGCCAUCGAAGGAGGUGAAUUGACACUGAAUGGUGAAAGAGUCGAGGAAAGCCGGAAGCUUCAUCCUGGCGACGUGGUGCGGUUGCGUUUGAACAAGGCGCGUGAAAUUCAGGAGUCCACAGUAGCUCGGGCACGGGCUGUCAAACUGGUCACCCUGAAUUACGGAGGUCGAAAACUCACCGCUGAUUCCGCUUUAGACGCUGGCUCUGCUGUAGCAUGGCAAGUCAUUCGUUCCGUUUGCCCAGAUGGUGUGGCAAUUGUUUGGAAGCCGAGUGGGAUGAGGAGUCUCGGAAGCCAUGCGGGUACCUUGCAAACAUCUUUGCCUUGGCUUCCUGAGCUGCAAGACAGUUUCAAUCCUUUUCACGUUUCCCCGACCCCCUUGAGCCGACUUGAAAUUGGAUGCAGCGGCUUGUCCCUAGUGGCCUUGAACGAGCCUGUGCGAAGCGAGCUGUAUCAAUACCUGCUGGCUGGCUGCGUCACUCAUGUGUUCAAAGCUUUGGUGCACGGCCGUGCCGGCUCUGAGGGAGAGACCCGGAUGUUGAACUGGAGAGGAGCUACUUGGAAAACGCCACAUGCGGAAGAAGAAUUUGAGAAAGAGAGUUUCCCAGAGCAAGAAGGUGACAGUGAAGUGUCUGAGGGCACAAGAGGGAAAGAAGACGCAAGGGUUUCUGAAUGUGUUGCUUCAGAACCACCAAGCCAAGUGUGUCUUCACGUCGUCAGUGUGCAGAGCGUUGGAGCCUCUGAAGCUGUGAUGAGCACAAUUGAACUCAGCACCGCUUCCGCUUGUGGCAGGUGUUGCGGGUCGUUAUGCUACCUCAUGCGCAUGCAUGGGACUCCGGUGGUUGGAGAUAUGCUGGCACGAUCCGCUCGAACUGGAGGACAAUCGCAGCGGCGCAACAUUCUCGGAGGUGGAAAGAGGAAACUGCAGAUCGAGUGUGUUGGCAUUAUGGCCCGUACAAGAGAACGGGGCUGCUUUCUUGACGUGUGCAUCUCUCGCACGGGGUAG
Molecule: messenger RNA, 2094 nt
Organism: Durusdinium trenchii
Lineage: Eukaryota; Dinophyceae; Suessiales; Symbiodiniaceae
Source: the annotation of a GenBank genome assembly